Molecule: messenger RNA, 965 nt
Organism: Branchiostoma belcheri (Belcher's lancelet)
Lineage: Eukaryota; Metazoa; Chordata; Leptocardii; Amphioxiformes; Branchiostomatidae
Product: fibulin-1-like
Exons: 8
Coding region: 79-894 (271 amino acids)
Molecular function (GO): calcium ion binding
Source: RefSeq, a predicted model, not a curated record
UGGCCUUGGGUAUACAGUAUAAAUUGUCACACACAGAACCAGCCACACGCACAACACAGUCUGGACUCAACUCAACAUAUGGUAAAUAUGUGGAAGUUUCUGCUGGUGGUCGCGGCUGUGAAUGCCAGUCCAUAUUCAUCACAAGACUGUUCCAGCAAUCCAUGCCACCACGGCGGCACCUGCCAAAACUUGGCAAACGGCUACAGGUGUCACUGUCAACAUGGAUGGACAGGUACCAACUGCCAGUCAGACGUGAACGAGUGCGCAACUAACGGAGGGCGGGGACCAUGUGAACAAACCUGUAUAAACCUGGCCGGUGGUUACCGAUGCUCGUGCCAUGGGGGUUAUCAACUGGCUGCAGACGGCUUUUCGUGCGUUGAUGCAGAUGAGUGUGCGACUAACGGAGGACGGGGUCCAUGUCACCACUUCUGUACAAAUGUGCACGGCAGUUACCUCUGCUCCUGCCAGGCGGGGUACCAGCUGGAUGCAGACGGCGUCUCUUGCAUCGAGGCGGAAGAGUGCCUGACUAACGAAGGACCAUGUGAACAAACCUGCACGAACCUAGACGGCGCCGUCCACUGCUCCUGUGAGUCAGGAUACCAGCUCCAUGCAGACGGUGUCUCCUGUACUGACGUGGACGAGUGUACGCAGGGACUUCACGACUGUGAGCAACGAUGUCUAGACACUUACGGCGGGUUCUCCUGCGGAUGUGAAGACGGGUUUUCCCUCGCUGACGACGGCAAAUCUUGUUUGGACAUUGACGAGUGUGCCAGCAAUCCAUGCCACCACGGCGGCACCUGCCAGAACCUGGCAAACGGCUACAGGUGUCACUGUCAACAUGGAUGGACAGGAACCAACUGCCAGUCAGUGCAGUCAAACGUUAUCACCGGCUGACCGAAGACGACACGCAUGAAAUCCAGCUGGAAGAGCAUGCUGGGGAAAAGCAUUUAAUAAAGCUUAUACCU